This is a messenger RNA of Pelobates cultripes (western spadefoot toad), 354 nucleotides long. NCBI's taxonomy places the organism in Eukaryota, Metazoa, Chordata, Amphibia, Anura, Pelobatidae. The record is from the annotation of a GenBank genome assembly.
AUGACCGGCUCCUGGCACAUCAUCCUGCCGAAAGGCAUCCUGCAUGACUUGAUGCCGUUCUUCUUGAUGCUGGCCAUGAAACUCCCAAGGCACAAGGCUAUGGCAUACUGCCUAACUUCUAGGCUAAUCCUUGGUGACUUCCCUGGUGGAUCCCUCCUAGAGGUGAAUUAUUGGGAGCAUCGCACCCUCUCCUCACAUAUUGGGUACAAUGCUCUGAAGAUGGAACACAAGUCUCAAAAACUACCCCCUGGAGCAGACUCGGAGACAAGGGACAUGCUGCAAAGGCAACCACAGCACAAGGUGGCAGAACAUCCUGAGGCCUGUGCCCUGACACCACUUCCCGCUCCACCACAG